Molecule: messenger RNA, 876 nt
Organism: Grosmannia clavigera kw1407
Lineage: Eukaryota; Fungi; Ascomycota; Sordariomycetes; Ophiostomatales; Ophiostomataceae
Product: yip1 domain family protein
Exons: 3
Coding region: 1-876 (291 amino acids)
Biological process (GO): vesicle-mediated transport
Cellular component (GO): Golgi apparatus; membrane
Molecular function (GO): small GTPase binding
Source: RefSeq, a predicted model, not a curated record
AUGGCAGGAGCAGGAUAUGACGCCGUGGUGGAUGUGGACGACGAGGGCGACCUCGGCCACACCGAUCUGCAGGACGACCUCGAGUUCCACAACUCCAGCUUCGUCGACACGGCCGGACGCAAGAGCACGCCAGGUGCAGGCGUUGGGCUGCCGCUGCCGGCGACGGCCUCGCGGCCGGGCGGUACAGCUGGCGCGGCAGGCGGCAAGCAGUUUCUCUGGUCGCUGUCAUACUACGCACAGUUCUUUGACGUGGACACAUCGGCGGUGUUGACGCGCUGCUGGGCGGCGCUGUAUCCGCGGGCCAACUUCUUGGACGUGCUCGAGGGCAACCCGGACCUGUACGGACCGUUUUGGAUCGCCACGACGGUCGUCUUCAUCCUCUUCCUCAGCGGCACCAUCAGCCAUUACCUGGCCUCGACGGGCGACGAGCCGUUUGCCUACGACUUCACCCUGCUGAGCGGUGCCGCCGGCCUCGUCUACGGCUACACGCUCGUCAUCCCGGUCCUCCUCUUCCUGGCGCUGCGCUACUUCGGGUCCGAAUCGGCCAACCUGCUCGAGUGCUGGGCCCUCUACGGCUACGGCAACCUGAUCUGGGUCCCUGUCGCGCUCAUCGCCUGGUCGCACGUUGACAUUCUCAACUGGGUCUUUGUCGCCGUCGGCUUCGGCCUCUCUGUCGCCUUUUUGCUGCGCAACCUGUACCCCGUCCUGUCGGCCACCGACAAGCAGACAAGCAAGGUCCUUCUCGCCAUCGUCGUCGUCCUGCACAUGGCCCUCUCUGUCACGAUCAAGUUCCUAUUCUUUGCGCACGCCAGCCCGAUCAAGAGCCCGCUGUCGGGAAACAAGCCGCCCGUAGAGACACCGCCCAGCCUGUUCUAG